CUGGACAUCCUUCAAAAGUCAUAUUAUAGUGUCUAGACCAACAGCAUUAAUCCCAAUGCUUCGUCAAAGAGUUUCGGCCGAACAAUUCGGUCCACUAAAUCACUAAAUCCAGAAUCGUAUCGGAAUCUUACGAUUGGGUGUUGGUUCGACGAAACUUGAAGGAAAAGUAGAAAGGCGAAUCUCCUUGAAAUGAUAACAUGUAGCUCCCUGUCAGUCGUUGCUUGUAUACUUAGGUUAGGUAGUAUUCUCUACUUUCACAAUCCCAAAAAUAUUGGGCUCAUACAAUUUUCUUUGUGUCGGUUUUCUUUUCAACUUUGACCACCAUGUUGUCUCAAGCCCAAGGCGUGUUAGACGUCCUCGGCAACGUCCACCUUUCGCCGGCUAUUGGCUUUCUUCUCGCUGGCGCUGCUGUGCUUCUCUAUGGAGUUUACCUUAGACUUCUACCUAAGCCUAUUCCCGGGAUUCCGUAUAAUCCCGAAGCUACGCGCUCCAUUUUUGGCGAUGCGCCUAGCAUGCUGAAGGAGACGGUGAAGACGGGCGAGUUUAUGGCAUGGAUGCGAAAGCAGUCAGAAAACUUGAACGCGCCCCUCUGCCAGAUCUUUCUGCGCCCGUUCUCUAACCCUACGCUCGUCCUCGCGGACUGGAGAGAGGCGCAGGAUGUUCUGAUGAAGCGCAAGGACUUUGAUCGAUCAAGCUUCACAAGGGACUUGAUGGCCCCGAUCCCGCAUCAUCAUAUUCGCAUGAGUACGGACAGGGAGUGGAAAGACGCCCGCAAACUUACUCAAGAUUUGAUGAUUCCCGCGUUUCUGCACAGUGUCGCCGCCCCUGCUAUCUACUCCAAAGUCUUAGACUUCCUACACCUUUGGGAACUCAAAGAGAACCUCGCGGAAGGCAGGCCUUUUCACGCGCAGACGGAUAUAUAUCACACUAUCCUCGACGCCGUCUGCGCGUUUUCGUUUGGAGCCAGCUUUGAAUACGCAGCCGUGCGCCCGCAGUCGGAUCUCCUUGAGAGUCUAACGUCCGAGCAGAAGUCGGCUCUAAAGGGAGAUAUCGACGAUCCCGUUCGAUUCCCCGAGGCUGCCCUUCACGAGAAUCUCGAGGUUAGCAUGAAUGCGGGACACAUCCUUGAAAAAUUGAUGAACUCUGCUGCUCCUAAGGUUACGCUGUGGUGGGAAAAUAUGCGACCUUCUUUCAGGAAGACGCUCGCUGCUAAAGAUCGGUUUGUUAUGGAUCAAAUUAACAAAGCUGUAAAGAAGAUGAAUGCGAACGGCACCGCAGACGAUUCCUGGGUACGCUCGGCAGUUGACCACAUGAUUCUGCGCGAGACUGUUCUGGCCGAAAAGAGUGGCCGAGAGCCUCAGUUCUUUAGUCCUAGCAUGAGUGACGAGAUUAUUUUCAACGUCGUGGGAGGUCAUGAGACCACUGCUAAUACAUUGGUAUGGGGUUUGAAGUUCCUAACGGAUAAUCCCGAGGCACAGUCACGCCUUCGCUCCGCAAUUCACGCCGCUCACCCUAUGGCGUUGGCGGAGAAGCGUCUUCCCGCCCUAGAUGAGAUCACCCACACUACCAUACCUUAUUUGGACGCCACUAUGGAUGAGAUGUUACGUCUUAGUGCUAUGCCCAUAACUAGGGAAGCAACCCGCGACACUGAACUCCUAGGACAUCGCAUACCUAAAGGCACUGUCGUUCUUCUACUGUCUAACGGGCCAAGCUUCCUCUCCCCAUCAUUUGAGAUACCCGAAAGCAAGCGCAGCAAGACCUCUCAGGCGACUAGGGUAAGGCAGUGGAACGAAGCCGAAGACAUGCGCGCGUAUCGUCCCGAACGCUGGCUAGCGAGGGGUGAAGACGGCGAGGUCAGGUUUGACGCCACCGCUGGUCCUCAGUUAGCUUUCGGACUUGGCCAGCGAGGGUGCUCCGGCCGUAGGCUCGCCUACACAAAGAUGAGAAUCGUCCUUACGCUAAUGCUAUGGGAAUUCGAACUCCUCCCGGUUCCUCCUUCACUGUCGAGCUAUGCUGCUAAGGAUGGACUUGCGCACACACCGCGACAAUGCUUUAUCCGUCUGGGAAAAGUGAAGUAUUAGAUCUUAUUUCCUAGCUCGGCUUAGAAAGGCGGGAUUCGGUGUUAGUGUUUGGCGCAAGGUGGUAGGAUAGACCUGUAUUGAAGCAUGUAUAGUAACAAUUAGAUUAUAUAUCCCGAAUUAGGUUUUGUUACUCCUUAGCUACGUUUAUUUUGUAC
Messenger RNA from Daldinia vernicosa, 2236 nucleotides. RefSeq names its product cytochrome P450. The record is from RefSeq and is a predicted model, not a curated record. NCBI's taxonomy places the organism in Eukaryota, Fungi, Ascomycota, Sordariomycetes, Xylariales, Hypoxylaceae. The transcript is spliced from 2 exons. The coding region runs from base 324 to 2081 and encodes 585 amino acids. Gene Ontology annotation, molecular function: heme binding; monooxygenase activity; oxidoreductase activity, acting on paired donors, with incorporation or reduction of molecular oxygen.